UCAAAAAGUCACAAGAACUUCAACAGUACACAAACAAUGGCGUCCAAAUGAUGUUCUUCAACUUAGUCUGUGCAGAUAAAACGAAGUUUUACAAUUUAAGAGUUUACCAGAAACACAAGUUCAACAAUAUUUCUGUAGGAAGGUGCUACAAGUUCAUAAACACUAUCAACAAAGGUGAAAACAGAUAUUGGGUUGUUGCAAGCAGUCUGAUAGCGUUCACUUCACGAGUUGAUGUCCCUGAAGAACUGCUAAAAAAUAUUCCACUCUUACCAGAGGAAACGCCAAUAACUGGGGUAAAGAGAAAGCUAAAUGAAGCAACUGCAUGUGAUGAAAGAUCAACAAUAACAGGCAAAGUUGUGCAGGCAUCACCAGUAAAGUAUAGACGGGAACAUUUAGCUGUAAGAUUACUCAACAUUAAAGACCCAUCUGGUACAGCAAAAGUAUGCUUAUUUGGGGACAAUGCUGAGAUGAACUUUGAAGUGAAUGAUGGUGUUGAAAUAAGUGGCUUGUACCGGAAAACUUACAUGGGAAAGCAGCAACUUACAUCAUCACGUGUAACAACAUGCAGGUUCCAAGAUGUUGAAGGCAUUUCCAUUACUUCAACAGACCUAAUGGAUGAUGAUGACUUCCUUCCAGAUGACAUAGAUGGCAAAAGAACUGUUAAAAUCACAGUAACAGACAUAAUGGAUUUUGAUGUUUACCAUUGCUGUCCAUCGAGAGGAUGCUAUGACAAGAAAUUAGUAAACAAAAAGUGUCCAACAUGUGGAAGAGAAGAGGAGCAGGAAAAAAAAUCAUGCAGAGUUCAACUACUGUACAGCACUUCUGAAAAAACAAAUCAGAAGAUCACAAUCUGGAGACCAACUUUGUCCGAAAUCAUAAAACAGGAAGUAAACCUUGGAUCCAGUGAUGAGUUUUUGGAGCAAAUUUCAAGUCUUCUUCCAAUUUCUUUUGAAGCCGAUAUCAUAGACAACAAAUUGCAAAACAUUAAGUAAUGUGCGUGCUCCUGUAUUGUGUAGGUGACGUGUGAUAACUGUCAAACAACGCUCUUUUAAAAAUCAUUGUUAAGUGUAUUCCUAUUUUGCUUUGAAUUAUUUCUUGUGCUACAUGUAGUAGACUAAUUUGGCAGACAUGAUUGUUUAUUCCAAAACCAGCGCACUUCCAAAGAUUUUUUUUUUCAUUUGUUUUAUUUAUAUAGAUACUAGAAAAUAUCUAUUCUUUAAACUUUCUUUAAUCUAAGUUGCGUUUUUUUUUCAGUAAAUACUAACUACUAGUAUAA
Magallana angulata is the source of this 1276-nucleotide messenger RNA. RefSeq lists its product as uncharacterized. Lineage: Eukaryota; Metazoa; Mollusca; Bivalvia; Ostreida; Ostreidae. The record is from RefSeq and is a predicted model, not a curated record. The transcript is spliced from 4 exons. The coding region runs from base 48 to 992 and encodes 314 amino acids.